UUAGAUAUUUUUAAGGACGCCACUGGAAUAUGUAUAAAUAGCAUUGUGUACCAGUGUGUAAUGCACAUAUAUAUAUAUAAUAGGAUGAUAUAAUUCUCAUCUUUCUUGCAAAUAAUUAAACAAGUAUAUCCUUCAUUCACAUAUAAACAAUUAUUAUAUUAAAUACAAAUAAGAAUAAGGCCUAAUUGUAAGAAGAGGAAAGACCUGAAAGAGAAAUUAUUAUAAUAUUAUGCAUGAUAGAGAACCGGAUUGGACUUUCUUUUUUGACCAUAUUUAUGAAAAUUCCUUAUAAGCGUUUCGGCAGGCCACGAUAAGGCAUUCGUGAUUGACGCUAAUUUUCGCUGCGCCGCGCCGGCGUGUUGCAACUUGCGACGUCAAUGUGGUUGGAGGAAGGGACAAUUCCGAAACGGAACAAACUGUCUUUUAUCGGAUGUGUUAGUCAGUGUAAUACGUACUACUUGUUCGUUCGCGUUCGUUUCGGCUCAAUCACGUACAAAAAGCAUCAUCAUUUGGUGUCGCUCUACAGCCACGUUCCCAAAUUACAGUGUGGUGCAAGCAAGACAAUGUGAUUAACCUUACCAUAAUAACGAAUCGUGUGUGUCUAACAAUAAUCAUAUAUAAAACCAGCAUUAUCAUCGAUACCGUGAAAAAGUGAAAUUAAUGAAUGACAAUAAAGAUUAAACUGGUAUUAAGAGAACACAUAUAACACAUAUUGAUAAAUGAUCAGCGCUGAAUUUAACCUAUCCUAAACUGAACCGACCCAAGUCUCAUUAAUUUUUAUACAUCAUCGGAAUAAGAAUAUCAACUGGAUAAAAAUGAAUUCAUAUGGAUGGAAUAAAGAUAUAUACGAGCCGGAAUUUGUGCGACAAGAGACGAAAAACAUAGAGUUAGGAGAGAAAGGUUCUGGCUUUAGACCACGAGGAGCGAUCCAAGACUUUAACACGCUGAGACGAGAAUGCCUGGCGACAGGACGACUGUUCGAGGAUCCUGAAUUCCCAGCCAACGAUUCGUCGCUAUACUUUUCCCGCAGAUCUGAUAGAUACAUAGAAUGGAAGCGACCAAUGGAAAUCGCAGAUAAUCCUCAACUUUUCAUAGAGGGUUUCUCAAGAUUUGAUGUUCAGCAAGGAGAGUUAGGAGAUUGCUGGUUAUUGGCCGCCGUAGCGAAUUUGACAAUGCAUUCAAAUUUAUUCUUUCAAGUAGUACCAGAAGAUCAGAGUUUCGAGGAAAAUUACGCUGGAAUCUUCCAUUUUAGGUUUUGGCAAUAUGGCAGAUGGGUCGACGUGGUGAUCGACGAUCGAUUGCCUACCUCUCAUGGGGAAUUGGUAUAUCUGCAUUCGGCUGAAAGUAACGAAUUCUGGAGCGCUCUUCUCGAGAAAGCAUAUGCGAAACUUCAUGGCUCUUACGAGGCGUUAAAAGGUGGCUCAACCUGCGAAGCCAUGGAGGACUUUACUGGUGGACUGACAGAAAUGUAUCAAAUGGAUCAAACACCACCAAACUUGUUUAACAUACUGUUAAAAGCAUUUGAAAGAAAUUCAUUAUUAGGCUGCUCCAUCGAGCCCGAUCCAAACAUAGUAGAGGCCGAAACACCUCAGGGAUUGAUACGUGGUCAUGCAUACAGCGUUACUCGUGUAAAGCACGUAGAGAUUCAAACACCGAAUCAGUAUGGUACUAUACCUCUUUUGAGACUUCGAAAUCCUUGGGGAAACGAAGCAGAAUGGAAUGGGCCUUGGAGUGAUCAAUCACCGGAAUGGAGAUUCAUCCCUGAUCACGAAAAGGAAGAGCUUGGUUUAACUUUUGAUAUGGACGGCGAAUUUUGGAUGUCGUUUCAUGAUUUUACACGCCAUUUUACUCAACUUGAGAUAUGUAACUUAAAUCCCGAUUCCUUAACUGCAGACGAAAUCAACGCCGGGAAGAAGCGUUGGGAGAUGAGUGUGUUUGAGGGAGAAUGGGUGCGCGGUGUAACAGCUGGUGGUUGUAGAAACUAUUUAGAAACCUUCUGGCACAAUCCGCAAUAUCGUAUCACCUUAGAAUAUCCAGAUGAUGACGAUGACAAAUGUACCGUAAUCGUCGCUCUGAUGCAGAAAAACAGAAGAGCGCAAAAAAGGAUGGGUGCCGAUUGUCUCACUAUUGGAUUCGCGAUAUAUCACUUGGAGUAUCCAGAAAGGCUGCCAAAACCGCUAGACAUAAACUUCUUCAAGUACAACGCGUCUGUCGGACGUUCACCAGCAUUUAUAAACUUACGGGAAGUUACGUGUCGUUUCAAAUUACCACCGGGCGCAUACUGCAUAGUUCCAAGUACUUUUGACCCAAAUGAAGAGGGUGAAUUUUUGCUAAGAAUCUUCUCUGAAAAUAAAAACAAUAUGGAAGAAAACGAUGAAGAAGUUGGUGUUGGAGAAGUCGAUGAUAGGGUGAUUAACUCUGUCAGCAAUAAAGAGGGGCAUGAUGAAGAUAAUGUUCGCGAUGAACCCGAACAAGAUCGCAAUACCGAAAAAGUUAGGGAAUUUUUCAAGAAACUUGCUGGUGAUGACAUGGAAGUAGAUUGGAUGGAACUUAAAGACAUCUUAGAUUUUGCCAUGAAAAAAGAAUUACUGCAGUUGGCGCAUCAUAGCGAGGCACAUGUUCCUGAAAAUGUUGAAGGCAAUGAUUCAUUUCUCAACACUCUCAUCUCAUUGUUAUGCGGCAUUAUUUGUAAUAAUGAACAAUACAAUAAACCCAUAGACACACACGACAGAGGAUUCAGCAAAGAUAUAUGUCGCAGUAUGGUUGCUAUGUUGGAUGUAGAUCACUCUGGAAAACUUGGUUUUGAAGAAUUUAAAACAUUGUGGAAUGACAUUAGAAAGUGGAGGGCUGUUUUCAAACUAUACGACAGAGAUGAAUCAGGAUAUCUAAGUGCAUUCGAAUUAAGACAAGCGUUAAAUAGUGCUGGAUAUCGUUUGAAUAAUCAUAUUCUAAAUAUUUUGGUUCAUCGUUACGGCACUAAAGAUGGCAAGAUUACUUUUGAUGAUUACAUUAUGUGUGCAGUCAGGCUUAAAACAAUGAUUGACAUUUUCAGAGAGAGAGAUCCAGAUCAAACCAAUACAGCUACGUUUACGAUGGAAGAAUGGAUAGAAAAAACGCUCUAUUCAUAAUAGAAUAUAAAUUUAUAUUUACAAUAAAAUUCACUUUUAUCAAA
Messenger RNA from Nylanderia fulva, 3172 nucleotides. RefSeq names its product calpain A (gene CalpA). Gene Ontology annotation, molecular function: calcium ion binding; calcium-dependent cysteine-type endopeptidase activity. NCBI's taxonomy places the organism in Eukaryota, Metazoa, Arthropoda, Insecta, Hymenoptera, Formicidae. Gene Ontology annotation, cellular component: cytoplasm. Gene Ontology annotation, biological process: proteolysis. The record is from RefSeq and is a predicted model, not a curated record.